AUGGCCGGCAGCAUAGGCUCUGGUGGCUCCGGUAAUAUCGUACACACCCUACUCCUGGUGUUAGGAGUGGUUCUCACCGCUGGUGUGCUUGGAGUGGUGAUCGCAAUUCUUGUCAACGAAUCCAGCAGUACCAAUAACAACAACUACUACGGAAAUGGAAAUGGAACCAACACGAACACGAUCUACAAUGAGACGGUCGUUUAUAACAACACACUCGUCUACAACUCCACAUCCACCUUCAACAAUACCAACACCUACAACCAAACUGUAGUUCAAGUCGUCUACCAAGACAAAGAGUCCGCUGCCGUCAAUGUUGCCCCGCCGAGAAAGAUCACAACUGAUAGCAACAAGUUCCAGUCGUACCAACAAGUCGUACAGUUGUUCAAGGCAUCUGUGAAUCUGUCCGUUGAUCCCUGCAACGACUUCUACGCCUACACAUGUGGAAACUUCAAAGGAGACAUGAGCUUCGACGUUUCGGAUGAUUCGAACGUUGCUGAUAUGGUCGCACAACUCACCAACGAUAAUUACAUUCAGACUGCGCCAUUGCCAGUGAAACAAACUCGUUGGUAUUUCGAUCAAUGCGUUCAAGCUCGUCAAAACUGGAACACUCUCGUCGCCGAUGGAGCCGUCGUCACCAACGCCAUCAAUGCCCUCGCAGCCGGAACUCAAAGAUUCGAGAAACAAACUCAAUUCCCAUUCCCAAUGUUAGAUCAGAAUAAGGAUGUGACCGCUUACCCUGGAAACUUUGGACUCGGAUACCUUGUUGGAUCCUUGGCCGCUUCUGGAGUCAGCACUUUUGUCUCGGCUCGAGUUGACACCAACUGGAAGGAUCCUGCUGGUCCAGAAGGAUUCGCUUAUUUGAUCGAUCAACCAACAACUUUUGCUCCAAACACUUAUUACUUGAAGGACUGGAAUGAUCUCAGCGCCAACCUCCAGGACUCGAUCACGAAAACUAUGCUUCUCUUGGCUAAAGUGCAGGGCAAGACUCUUGAUCCGACUAUCCUCGCUAAGGAUGUUCAAGAUAUUAUCCACCUUGACUACGUUCUCGCCACCAACUUCUCCACUGAUGACACCACCCGCCGUCAAUAUGACAGAAGUUACAAUCCAAACACUUUGAAGCAGCUUAUCGCUCAAUAUCACGACGAUAUCUUCAGCUGGAAUAUGUUCCUUCCCCUUUCCGUCGGAUCGGCUGAACAAGUCUUAGACAAACUUCUCAUGCAGAGUGCCUACAAUUACUUUAUCGUUAUGGAGCCAGUUAAGAUCAAUAUGCUCUUCGAGGCUCUCAAUGAUCAAAACAAAUACGGAAUCACUCCACGAGCUGUUGUCAACUACCUUUACUACCGUCUCGUCGACUCGUUGAGCAACUUCCUUCCAUGGCCAAAGACCACCACACUGGCUCGCCCAUUCACCAAGAUCGCCAAGCAACCAGUUGGACGUCCAAGACACGUUCUUCCACACGAGAGAAAAUACGAAAUCAAGCAAAUCGAUGAUAUCAGUGAUGCCCAAUACAGUUGUGCUGCUGAGACUAUCGACCAGAUGCAGUAUGCCAAUGCUCGUAUCUUCGUCGACAAGAUCUAUCCAACUGCUGAUGACCGAAAGAAUGUCCGUGAGCACGUCGCCAAAGUUGCCAGCAGCAUCGUCAUUGGAUUCCGUUCAAUGAUUGAUCAACUCAACUGGAUGACCAGCUCCACCAAGAAGGGAGCCUAUAACAAGAUCGAGAAUCUCGUUAAGAACAUUGCUUACCCAGACUGGAUCACCGAUGAUGCCCAACUCACUCAAUACCACACUCAAAUGAACUUCAACCAAACCAACGAUUACAUCACCAUGUACUUCAACGCUCAAAGCUUCAACCUUUACUCGAUGUGGGAUCAACUUGUCCAGGGAGCCGCUGACCGUACAGGGUUCAACGGACCACCAGGAAUUACUAACGCUUGGUAUCAGCCAGAAUUGAACUCAAUCACAUUCCCAGCUGGUAUUCUGAAGAAGCCAUUCUACGAUUUCAACUGGCCAGCGUCUGUUAAUUUCGGAGCUAUGGGAGUGAUUGCUGGUCACGAGUUGACUCACGGAUUCGAUGACCAAGGAGUUCAAUGGAAUGGAGUCGGAACUCUCAGCGGAUGGAUGGACGAUCAAUCCAAGGUCUCCUUCACAAACAUGGCACAAUGCGUCGUCAACGAGUACAGCGGAUUCUGCCCACUCGACAAGAAUACGUACGGAGCAGCUGCCUGCAUCGAUGGAGCUCAAACACAAGGAGAAAACAUUGCUGAUAACGGAGGAAUCCACUCAGCUUUCCGUGCCUACAAGAACUACGUCGAUCUCUAUGGACCAGAUCCAGUUCUUCCAGACGACACCUUCCAAUACUUCAAUCCAGAUCAACUUUUCUUCUUGAGUUUCGCUCAAGUCUGGUGCCAACUUCCAGCCGACGAUGCCCAUUUCCUCCGUCAAAUUCUUGUUGAUGUACACUCCCCAUCCAUCUACCGUGUUCUCGGAACUAUCCAAAACUUCCCAGCCUUCAAGACCGCGUUCAAUUGUCCAGCUUCUACAUAUGCUCCAGACAACCAUUGUAACGUUUGGGUCUCUGAUAUUGACACCACCUACGGACUUCCAAAUGUUCAAACAGACCUGCACGUGGCUCCAGAAGCUCCAAUCACUGCUACCGAUGUUGACAAGAUGAAUGCCUACCAAAUGGCUGUUAACUACUACCAGAAGUCGGUCAACACCAAGAUCGAUCCAUGCGACGACUUCUACGGAUACGCUUGUGGAGCAUUCAACCAGCCAGUGUCUUUCACCACCGCCCGUGCCCAAAAUCUCGUCUACAUGGCUCAGAAACUAGAGGAUCCAACAUACCAAGCAAACAUCACUGGAUGCCCAGCCCUCACCAAGGAAAAGCAACUGUACAAUGCCUGCUUAGUCGCCACCGCCACUAAGCAGACUGAAGAUCAGAUGCUUAUUGCCGCCAACUACAUUCAACAACGAGUAACCGCUCUUCAAGGAUUCCUUGGAACUCCAUUCACACUUGUUGCUGGAGGAGCUGCUGCUCUUCCAAAUGCUAAACAAUUGGGUGAUGGACUUGGAUACCUAUCGUUUGAUCAAGGAAUCGACACAUUGAUUAGUCCACUUGUGGAUACUAACUGGAUUGAUAACAGCAAGGGAUACAGAAUGUUCAUUGAUCAGAACACCGCCUAUUUGUCAAAGACUUAUUACCAGCCAAAUGCAUGGAAGAUCGAGAAGCCGAAAUAUUUCGCCUUGGCAUAUGAUGUGCUUCAAAGAUACGCUAAGGAGCAGAACAUUGUUGUACCAAAUACUUUCAAUGACACACUUUCCAAAGUGUUGGACUAUGAACAGACAAUUGCCAUCAAGUACAGUACCAAUGAUGACACUCGAAGACAAUUCAACCGUUCCUGGAAUCUUGUCAAUGUCGGAGACUUGGGAAAAACAUAUUCUUUCUUGGACUGGAUGAUCUAUCUUGGACAUGCUCCAUCCACUGUUAAGGAUAAGGUCACUGCUGCCAAUUAUCAAGUAUCUGUGAUGGAAGUCGACAGACUCACCCAUUUCUCCGCCGACUAUGCCGCUCAGGAUCCAGCCCUGCUUGUUAACUUGCUCUACGUCCGUCUCAUUCUCGGAAACGCCCAAUACGUUCCAAACUACGCAACGGCGUUCCAGGGAAUGACUGAAGAAUCCAUUUUCCUUGGACUCUCGAGAAGAAAGACUAUUCCAAAUCAUAUUCCACCAAGUACUGCUGCUCUUGAAUCUAACGGACCAUCGUGCGCCAGUGUUGCCAAUAACUUGAUGCAGUUCGCCAAUGGACGUGUUUUCGUCGAUUAUAUGUACCCGACACAAAAAGACGUUGACAACAUCCGUGCUUCUGCUGGAGGAAUAAUCAAGAACGUGAUCAGUUCGUUCCAAGGAAUGAUUGACCAGUUGGAUUGGAUGUCUCCAGACACUAAGAAGAAGGCUUACGAUAAGACUGUGAACAUCCAACAAAACAUUGCCUUCCCCGACUGGAUCAAGAAUGAUACUCUUCUCAGCACUUACUACGCCGAUCUCCAGAUUGCUGACACUGACAACUACUACGAUAUUCUCACCAAGCUCGUCAGAUUCAACAUCGAAAUUCAAUACAACCAACUCAACGCCGCUCAAACCGAUAGAACUGAUUUCCUCGGACAACCUGGAACGGUCAACGCUUGGUAUCAGCCAGAGUUGAACUCGAUCACCUUCCCAGCUGGUAUUCUUGUUCCACCAUACUUCCAUCCAAAAUGGCCACCAAGUAUCAAUUACGGAGGAAUGGGAUUGGUUGCUGGACACGAGUUGACUCACGGUUUCGACGAUCAAGGAGUUCAGUGGGGACCAACUGGAAAUCUUGCCGGAUGGAUGGAUGAUGGAUCGAAGACUGGAUUCUUGGGCAUGGCGCAAUGUGUUAUUGAUGAGUACAGCGGUUUCUGUCCAUUGAAUGCCACUCAAUACAGUCCGAACUGUGUCAAGGGAACUCAGACUCAAGGAGAGAAUAUUGCUGAUAACGGAGGAAUCCACGCCGCCUUCAACGCCUACAAAACUCAUCAAGCCCUCGACGGACCAGACCCACGUCUUCCGGAUCGUCUCUUCGGACAAUUCACCCACGAUCAACUCUUCUUCAUGAGUUUCGCUCAAGUCUGGUGCGAAAUCCGUCGUACUGAUGAGAAUUUGUACACUCAAAUCAUGGUUGAUCCACAUUCCCCGUCCAUGUACAGAGUUUUCGGAACUAUUCAGAAUUUCCCAGCUUUCCAAACUGCUUUCAACUGUCCAUUGGGAUCGAACAGUGCUCCAAAGCAGCACUGUGAAGUCUGGGUUCCAAAAAAGUAUCAAUAG
Molecule: messenger RNA, 4842 nt
Organism: Caenorhabditis briggsae
Lineage: Eukaryota; Metazoa; Nematoda; Chromadorea; Rhabditida; Rhabditidae
Exons: 14
Coding region: 1-4842 (1613 amino acids)
Biological process (GO): protein processing
Cellular component (GO): plasma membrane
Molecular function (GO): metalloendopeptidase activity
Source: RefSeq, a predicted model, not a curated record